CAUCACCGCUUCACCGCAGCAUCAUGUCCUCCUCCUCCUCCUCCUCCUCCAGCGGGACGGCCCUGUCCCAGGCUCUGUCUCGGUCCAGCCUGGACCCCGGCGCCCCGUCCCAGAGCCCCCACCUGCAGACGUCCAGGAGGAAGCAGCUGCGGAGCCGCACCCCCUCUGAAGACCCGCUGGUCCUGGAGUUUCGAGUCCUGGUCCUCUACACCGGGGGAACCAUCGGCAUGAAGAAGGACAGCAAAGGAGGUCUCGUCCCCGUCCCCGGCCUGCUCCUGAAGUUCCUGCGUUCGCUUCCCAUCCUGCACGACCAGGACUAUGCUGAGAAGCACCACCUGCGUGAGCGCUACGGGGAUCAAACCCUGGUUCUGCCUGAGAGUGCUGAGAGGAAGAGGGUGGUCUACACCAUCGAUGAGUACAACCCUCUGCUGGACUCCUCCAACAUGACCCCCGAGGACUGGGUCAAGAUCGGGACCGACAUCGAGAAAAACUACGAGACGUACGCAGGAUUCGUGGUCCUUCACGGUACCGACACCAUGGCCUACACGGCGUCCGCCCUGUCCUUCCUGUGUGAACACCUGCGGAAACCGGUGGUGGUCACCGGCGCCCAGGUGCCGAUCUACGAGUUGAGGAACGACGGCAGAGACAACCUGCUGGGGGCGCUGCUGCUCGCCGGACAGUUUGACAUUCCUGAGGUCUCCCUGUAUUUCUACAACAAGCUCUACCGAGGGAACUGCUCCACCAAGGUGGAUGCUGAGAGCUUCGAUGCCUUCUGCUCCCCGAACCUGGUUCCUCUGGCCUCCACUGAGGCCCACAUCAAAGUCAACACGGACAUCCUGUGGAAGGACAAAUCCACGGACAAGUUCCAGGUCAGCAGACACCUGAGCCGGAACAUCGGCCUGCUCCGACUGUUCCCGGGAAUCACUGCCGCCACGGUGAAGGCGUUCCUGCACCAGGACCUGCAGGGGGUGGUCCUGGAGACCUACGGCAGCGGGAACGCCCCCGAUAAAGACCAGGACCUGCUGCAGGCGCUGAAGAAGGCCACGGACAACGGCGUCAUCGUCGUCAACUGUACGCAGUGUCUGCGAGGAACCGUGUCCAUGACCUACGCCACCGGACAGGCGCUGAUGGACGCCGGCGUGAUCUCUGGAGGGGACAUGACUCCGGAGGCCGCUCUGACCAAACUGUCCUACCUGCUGGGGAAGACGGGCCUGGACACCAAGACCAGGAGGACGAUGAUGGAGGAGAACCUGCGAGGCGAGAAACACACCGACCUGCCCGGAGUUCCGCUGCGUCUGAGCGACAGCGGCUUCAUCCAGACCGUGGCCAGGUCUCUGCAGGUCUGCGUCCCCAAGGAGCUGGAGGCCAUCCGGGACGCUCUCGGCCCCCCGCUGUGCUGUGCUGCUGCCAGGAUGGGGGACGUGGAGGCCUUACGAGUCCUGAAGGACCUGGGCAGCGACCUGAGCGCGGGGGACCAGGACGGACGGACCCCGCUGCACGUAGCCUCCUGCCAGGGCCGCCUCCAGGCGGUGGAGCACCUGCUGACCGGCGGAGCCUCCCUCCACGCUCUGGACGUCUACGGGGACACGCCCCUCUCCGCCGCCGUGCGCUGCAGGCGUAAAGACGUGGUGAGACUCCUGAGGAAGGCCGGCGCCCACCUGACCCCAGACCAGCAUGAGGAAGCCGGAACCGAGCUGUGCAGCCUGGCGCUGUGCGGAGACCUGGACGGCCUGGAGACCUGGAGCCUGGCCGGAGCGGACCUGGACCGGCCCGGAUACAGCGGCCAGACGGCGCUUCAGCUGGCCAAAGCCGCGGGGAGCUCCAGGGUGGAGGAUUUCAUCCAGCAGCUCCGGAGCCGACCCGUCCAGCAGUAGCCGGUGUUCUUCCUGCCGCUCGCCACGGGAGGGCGGAGCUGCCUGGGUGUCCCAAGUCCCCGACCCGUCUUCAACACGCCGUCCGCCUCUUCGCUCGCUUUCUGAACGUCCGCUGAACCCGGAACCGCUGCUGUUCCUCUGGAGUCCAGGCAGAACCACAGCCGCUCAGCGGAGAGCGCCCCCACUCUGCUGCCUUUCAACAACUUCCACAGGAGACGCCGGGCUGUGAUGUCAUGACACGUCAGUGAUGUCAUAACGAUGUCAUAACGAGGUCUUGGUUUCUUUAUGGCGUGAUGAUGUCAUAACGAGGUCUUGGUUUCUUUAUGGCGUGAUGAUGUCAUGCUUUGCGGGGUCUGUGCAGCCCCGCCCACCCGGCUGGGCUCCAGCAGGUCUCAGUGGAACCUUCAGUUCUCUGGAGAACGUCUCUCUUCAGGAACUCCGUUCAGCUUUCCUCGCUCUGACUGAUCAUCUGGAAGAUCUGAUCGAUUUUACUCACUUUUGGUUCUUCUGCUGCUUUAUGCUAAAAUAUUCACGUUUGGGGACAAAACAAGAAUAAAUCUCCGGUUUGAGA
Salarias fasciatus (jewelled blenny) is the source of this 2445-nucleotide messenger RNA. Its product is annotated as 60 kDa lysophospholipase-like. The transcript has 16 exons. Gene Ontology annotation, molecular function: asparaginase activity; protein binding. The coding region runs from base 24 to 1874 and encodes 616 amino acids. Gene Ontology annotation, biological process: amino acid metabolic process. NCBI's taxonomy places the organism in Eukaryota, Metazoa, Chordata, Actinopteri, Blenniiformes, Blenniidae. The record is from RefSeq and is a predicted model, not a curated record.